AUGCCAGUGAAAUGUUGUUUCCACAGGUCAAACAUCGAGGAAACAAUGGCUUCGUCUGAGUCUGUGGACACACUACUAGCUAAUAAAGAUGGCUUGGAGGCUUUUAGGAAGUUUUUGAAGUCAGAGUUCAGUGAGGAGAACGUAGAGUUCUGGCUGGCUUGCGAGGACUUCAAAAAAACCAAGUCCUCCACCAAGAUCACCUUAAAAGCCCAAAGGAUUUAUUCUGACUUUAUAGAAGCUGAUGCUCCAAAGGAGAUAAAUAUUGACUUCCAUACCAGAAACCACAUCUCUCAGAAUAUCUCCGAGCCCACCCUCAGUUGCUUUGAUGAUGCUCAAAGGUUAAUUUAUAGUCUCAUGGCAAAGGACUCUUUUCCCAGGUUUCUAAGGUCAAACGAGUAUAAGGAACUAGUAAAGAAGCAACAGAAUAGAAAUCAAAAGAGGUGGCUCCCGUUUUUGUGA
This is a messenger RNA of Cygnus atratus (black swan), 459 nucleotides long. It is a transcript of the gene RGS21, whose product is annotated as regulator of G protein signaling 21. The coding region runs from base 1 to 459 and encodes 152 amino acids. The transcript is spliced from 4 exons. Lineage: Eukaryota; Metazoa; Chordata; Aves; Anseriformes; Anatidae. The record is from RefSeq and is a predicted model, not a curated record.